Molecule: messenger RNA, 771 nt
Organism: Alternaria atra
Lineage: Eukaryota; Fungi; Ascomycota; Dothideomycetes; Pleosporales; Pleosporaceae
Exons: 2
Coding region: 1-771 (256 amino acids)
Source: RefSeq, a predicted model, not a curated record
AUGUCUAUCCUUCUCCCCCUCUAUGUGUACCCAAGUGCAGGCGCGUGGGAUCCGCUGUACGCUGCAGCAAAAGCGCAUAGAAAUGUAGACUUUACCGUCAUCAUCAACCCCUGCUCUGGCCCUUGCAUGGGAUCACUCCCCGACCAAGUGUACCUCGAUGAAGUUCCCAAACUUCGAGCCUACCCAAAUAUCCGCACAUUGGGAUAUGUUGCAACGGACUACACAGAUAAGCCCAUCGAAAGCGUAUUAGCAGAAAUCGACACCUACGCGCGCUGGCCGAAAGUCACAAACAUCACCGGGAUGCGCGUCGACGGAAUCUUUUUGGAUGAGACACCGAGUACUUUUGAUGAAGAUGACUACGCGUAUUUGAAAACGGCAAAACAAGUAAUAAAGAACAGCACAGCAUUCAGUGACCGCUUCAUAGCUCACAACCCCGGUCUGAUACCCACCUCCAUCCUCACCUCGCCCACUGUGCUUCAAGAAUCCUACCUCAACCUCACCGAUCUCACCGUCGUAUUCGAAGAGGCAUUCGACAAAUGGCUUGACCGAGACGUUAUGGUUCCGUUACAAGCACACAAAAUUCGGCGCUCAAAGUUGGCUGUGAUUCUGCAUUCCUUGCCGAAUCUGAGCGAAGAAGUGCUAGACUUUAUGGUACAGCAGGUUGAGAACACAGCGGAUUGGGUUUUCCUGACAGACAGCGCGGAUGACUAUUAUCACAGUUUUAGCGCGAUGUUUGGGGACUUGGUGAAAGCGGUUGACGGAAGUAGUUGA